Molecule: messenger RNA, 993 nt
Organism: Prunus armeniaca (apricot)
Lineage: Eukaryota; Viridiplantae; Streptophyta; Magnoliopsida; Rosales; Rosaceae
Source: the annotation of a GenBank genome assembly
AUGGAUACUGUUGGAAUAUUGGUAUGCUACAAUGGAAGUUGGGUUAAGAAGGAUAACAUUGAGAGUUACGAAGGUGGGGAGGCUAAAGGCAUAAUAGUGUCACGGAACGUAACGUUUUCCGACCUUGUUCAGCGCAUUUAUAAGAUCAUGGAUGCAGAUCCCACGAAAUAUAUUGUCACACUGAAAUAUUCAGUUCCUGUAUCCUCAUCUGUCUGUAAGCAUAUAAGGGUUGAAGACAAUGAUGAUGUUAAAUAUUUUGUAAAGUACAACACAGAUGUUAUGGCCUCUAAAGUAACCCCUUUAGUAGCAAGCUUGAAAAAUAUUGAAGGUCAUGGUAUUGAAGGGUGCAAUGGCAUUGUAAGCGUUGAGAGUAGCAAUGCUCCUGCUGAAUUUGUUGUGGAACAAAGAAAUGUGGUAAUUCGGGACAAUGAAACUGAAAAUGGUGGGAAUGAUUUUAAUUGGAGUGAUUGGGUUGAAGAAGUGAAUUUUGAAAGUGGUGAAAACAUAGUUGCUGAUUUCAAUGAACCUAGCAACGAAGAGGAACCGCAGUCUGCUUCGAUUUUGCAUCCUCAUGAGGACAGCAAUGUCGAACCGUCCACUGUGCAGUGUAGACAGGUGCAAUCCGAACCUCCCCAACAAUCAAGUUCGACUGAAAUGCAUACAAGUCGGGGUGAUUUGAAGCAUGAUUGCCCUUUUAAAAACCAUAAGUUUAGCAGCUAUUACAGGCCACUUUCGAUUGAGAACUGUCCAAUCUGGGAAGCAUCGGUGUGUGUUCGCUGUUGGCAGCUUCCUUGCCCUUGGAAAGUUCGGGCAUAUAAAGUUGGAUUACAUGAGUUUAAGGUUGUUAAAUACGAUCCACUUCAUGAAUGUGAUAUAACGUAUAUAAGUAGUCAUCAUCCUCAAGCUACGAUUGAAUUGCUGUCUGACUGUGUUAAGUGGAGAUUUCAGGAUUCGCGCAACAUUUAUACAGCAGCUGAUAUAAGAAAGAUGUGA